AUGGCAGAUUUAAUUACAGAUAAAGAUAUCAAGAACUUUGAAGAACAGUUGAAGGGUGUAAUUUUAGAUAGAGAUAGAUUGAGAUUGGUAAAGACCAUUGCCAACUCUUUUAGUUUCACCUCUGAGAAUGUAAAGAAAUUAGUUCAAAUUCAACAUUAUGGUGAACCAAAGAUUCAAACUGCAAUUCUUAUGUAUCCAAAUGUAACAGAUAAACAAAACUAUCAGAUUGUAAUCGAUCAAUUCUAUGAAGAAGAAAAGAAAAUGAUAAAGAAUCAAUUGAAUAUAAAUUUAUAG
This is a messenger RNA of Heterostelium album PN500, 294 nucleotides long. RefSeq names its product DUF4476 domain-containing protein. The coding region runs from base 1 to 294 and encodes 97 amino acids. The transcript has 4 exons. The record is from RefSeq and is a predicted model, not a curated record. NCBI's taxonomy places the organism in Eukaryota, Evosea, Eumycetozoa, Acytosteliales, Acytosteliaceae.